UUCAAGGACUUUAUAAUAUAUAGAUAUAUAAAUAUAUAUUUAAAAAUAUUAUCAAAAUAAAUAUUUACCAUUCUUGAAGCGAUUAAAAAGUGAAAGUGCAGCGACAAUAUCAAAAAAUUAGCUAGUGCCGUUAUCGCAUUUGAUAAGAAUACAGAUCACUGCCAUAUAAAGUUCCAAACUGAAGAAUGACUCUAUAACUGAAUUACCUCAAACUUUACAACCGAUAAUACUACAAGGUCAACAAUAACUGCCAUAUUCAAAACAUAAAAAUAAAUUAUAAAAAAUGGAUGAAAGUUUUAAAACAAAGUAAACGCAAAUCAGACCUAAAUAGUCCUCAGCUAUUACACCCUUCACUUAAUCACCUGUACACUGCUCCUCAUUACCCCCUAAAAUCCUGUGCCUAAUUCUUUAAGCACAGCACAUAUACCUAAUAUGCAUCCAACACACAAUACACAUGAAGUCGAUGUGACCAAUUCACAUGGAAAUACUACAUCUCCUAACUCCAAAGUCCAAACAAGCUCUCCCACUACAAAUGGACACCAGGAAAAAAGCUUCAAUGGAAUUAAACACAAAGAGCACACCAAUGGGGAUACAAAUUUAACAAAUUUAAAUGGAAACAGCACACCACUACAUCACACAAACGGUAACUCCAAUGGUCAUGGCUAUCAGAAUGGUACAAGACGUGAUUCUACACAAGCGUGGACACCUCUGCUAUCAAAUGGCAGUAACGCCAAUGGUACUACUAAUGGAACUACUAAAAACGGAGAAUUAACAGAUGCCACCACAGUGCUCUAUGGUUCACCGAGUAACAACAACGAGUGGAAAGAUGCAGAAGAAAUAAAUAAUUUAAAGAAUGGACUUUUGCAUCAUCAAACAAAUAAUAAUGGUUCAUUACUGAAUGGUAAAAAUGGACUUGGCUUAACUGAUAAAUACGAUGAACAAGAUCCACUCACCGGCCUGUACCAACAAAAACCAACACGCCCCAGUGAAUCCGAUGAAUAUGAUUAUGAUUCCGAUUUGAGUGGUGGUGUUGAACGAAAGACGCCAACAUGCGGUCUCUUUGGUUGUCGACCAAAGUGGGCUCGUAAUUUUGCGUCUACUCACGUAUUCAUGGUGGUAUUUCUGUUAGCUUACAUACUUCAGGGCAUGUAUAUGACCUACUUUGUCUCCGUGAUCACAACAAUAGAAAAGUUGUUCCAAAUCAAAUCGAAAACAACUGGAUUUUUGCUUAGCGCCAGCGAAAUGGGACAAAUCAGUACUGCCAUGUUGUUGACGUACUUUGCUGGACGCGGUCAUAGACCACGUUGGAUUGCUUGCGGUAUGGUGCUAUUCUCCAUAGCAGCUUUUGCCUGCUCGUUGCCGCACUUCAUAUUUGGUAAGCAACUGAUGCAGUCGAGUGCUUUAUUUAGUGGCAACGCUGCUUUUCAAGAGCCAACAACACAAGCCAACUAUGGCUUGAACUUAGAUCUGGCCACACUAAAUGUAAGUUUAAAUCCUAAUUCUAAGAUGACUAUAUUACAAGAUUUGAAUCUCUGUUUGCCCGGUAAUAAUUCCACACUAUUAAGCUCUGAAUGUAAUGAGGAUCGCAAGAUGGAACAAGCAUCUCACUCAAAAAUUACAGUUAUAGUGCUCUGUAUCUUUUUCGCCAGCUUACUAAGCUCAGGCAUAGGCCAAACUGCUGUAGCUACGCUUGGCAUACCAUAUAUCGAUGAUAAUGUGGCCAGCAAACAAUCGCCCAUGUAUAUGGCGAUCACAAUUGGUGUACGAAUUUUAGGUCCAGCAUCUGGAUUUAUAGUGGGCUCAUUCUGCACACGUUGGUAUGUUAAUUUUACUAAUCCAGGUUUUGAUGCCAGUGAUCCACGUUGGAUAGGUGCUUGGUGGUUGGGUCCAGUUGUAAUUGGCAGUUUAAUGAUGCUAUCAUCUAUAGCUAUGUUUUCUUUUCCGAAAGAAUUACGUGGUAAACGUGCACCAAAUGCUAAUGGCACUGCUAAUGGUGGAACGUCAGCAACUCCUGCAGAAGCAGAGGAAAAACCUAAAUUGAGAGAUUUUCCUAAGACUGUACGUCGUCAGCUUAGCAACGAUAUUUUAAUGUUCCGCACGGCUUCCUGCGUAUUUCAUUUGCUACCCAUAGCUGGCCUUUACACUUUUCUUCCGAAAUAUUUGGAAACCCAGUUCCGUUUGGCCACCUACGAUGCUAAUAUGAUUGCUGCUUUCUGUGGUAUUUUGGUUAUGGGUGUGGGUAUUGUUAUAUCUGGACUUGUUAUAUUAAAACUCAAGCCAUCUGCCAAAUCCGUGGCUGCAUGGAUUGCAUUCACAGCUCUUGUCUAUUCAGCUGGUAUGGUUAUACUAAUGUUUGUUGGUUGCAAUAUGAACGAUUUUGCAGGAUACAAACCCACAACGAAACAGACAACUGCACUAAUUGAACCCGCCUGUCCCGCAGUCUUAGACUGUACCUGCGAUAAGGAAAACUUUGCACCUAUUUGUGGUAUUGAUGGCAAAAUCUAUAUAUCAUCUUGCCAUGCAGGCUGCACAGUAUCUGAAAUGCGCAACAUUGAUAAUCGCACAGUGUUUUCAAAUUGCAGUUGCAUUCCAGAUUUUCCAGAGAGCGCUGAGACGUAUAAAGCCGUCAGUGGUUACUGUGAUAGUAAUUGCAAAAAUUUCAUAUUCUUUAUAAUAAUUUUUACGGUUUGUGUAUUUAUGCAUUCUACCUCGGAGGUGGGCAGUAUGCUACUUAUCAUGCGCUGUACACAUCCAAAAGACAAAGCUAUGGCUUUGGGUGUUAUACAAUCAGCAAUUGGACUAUUCGGCAAUGUGCCAUGCCCGAUUAUAUAUGGCGCUGUUGUUGAUUCAGCGUGUCUAAUAUGGAAGACCGUUUGUGGCAAACAUGGCGCCUGUUCACUUUACGAUGCGGAUACAUUCAGACAUUAUUUCUUAGGCAUUACUGCUGGCAUUAUGUUUUUGGCAUUUAUUAUGGACUUGGUUGUAUGGAGUAAAGCACAUCGUAUUGAUAUCGCACCAGAAGAUAAUGGUACCAAAAAUGUUGAUACUGAUUGUAAUAAAUCAAUGGUCACUCCCGAUACAACAGUUUAAAUUGUUUUAAGAAAUUAACUGAAGUUGCGAUAAAGAACAAAAACGCACAAAUUUUAAAGUUAAAUUGCAACUUAGUAAAACCUGCUAGUAAGUUGCUGGCAACUUCUUAAGACAGCAACCCUUAAGAAAAGAUUUCCGAUUUCCAUAUUGUUAACAGCGAAAAUAAUUGUUGAUAGUUAGUUAAGUUUUUUGGUUUAAGUCUGUAGUUAAUUUUAAUAUAGUCACUUAUAUUUUCCAUAUAAUUAAUUUUAAUUUAUGCAAUAGAGUAUGUCAAUAUGUUAAGGCCACACUUAAAAAUAUACUUCUACAAGGGUAAUAUAAACCUGCAAAAACUUUAAAAAAACAAUUUUAUAAAAUUUAUUAUAAUAAGUUUUAUUUAACUAUAUAAUAACCUUGAAUAUGCUAAUAGAUAUAGUAUUACUUCUUAAUUAUCCUUGCAUACUUGGUGUACUUGGUGGGAUUAAUUGUAGUAGCUAUAUCAUUCUAAUUGCCUACAAUGUGUUUAUACUCUGUCAAUUAACUCGACAAAUGUGUGACAAAAUAGUGCAUUUAUACAAAAUCCACACAAAAUAUAUACAAAAAUGUGCUAAUAACGUUUGAUAAGUAUAAGUGUAAACGUUGUAUGAGGAAAUUCCUAAUUUUAUACUAAUUGGAUAUAGGUUAUGUUAUAGAAAAAGUCUAUAGUUAUGGCAGAUGGAAUCAAAGUUAAGAAACUUAUAACCUCAACUCAUAUGUUACAGUGUAUUAUUUACAAAUUAUUCUUUGUUUCUUUAUAAAUCCCAAUCACUGAAUGGUAAUGGUUUUUAAAAUUGCAUAGUAAAUCUUUCAACGAAACAUUAUUUACACUGAUUAUGAGAGGUAAAAAGCAUUUAAUUAUUUUAUAAGGAAUAUAAUUAUAAUUGUUUUCUUAUAAUAACUGAUUUACACCUAUGACUAAACCAAAUGUGACUCAACUUUAGUAAUCUUUAACAUACAUUUAUUUUAUUUAUAUAUUAUAAAUAUAUUAUUUUAUAUAUAUGUUAUAUAUAAAUAUUUAUAUAUAUUUACAUUGUAUAGUUGGGCAUUUUCCGCUUCUGAUCUAGACUAACUUUUUCACACACACACAGUCUCUGAUAGCAUGAUCUCCAACUUACAUCACUAAAGCCCAAAUAAAAUUUAUUAACUGCCUACUUUUUCUUAAUCAGUUAUAUAUACAUACAUUUUUUAUGAUCACAAUAGAAUAUGAUUGUAAAAACAGGAUUUUAAUGUAUAUGUGUAAACUCAAUUGUCGGAAAAAAAAUUAUUGUACUGUUUGUAGGUUCCUAACAUGGUAAAAGUAGAUUUAAAUAUGCUACAGAAAUUCGUCGGGCAGUAGGAUCGCAACCAGAAAUUUGCGGAUCAAUUUGGAAUGAGCGUAAAGAUAAUUGCAGGGAAAAAAAAUUAUCUUAUUAAUUAGUCAUGAUACAUAUAUGAAUAUAGUCCUCCGAUUCAUUUCUGAAUAGCCCCUUCCGUAAAGAUAAUUGCAGUUAAAGAAAAUUACCUUAUUAAGUAGUCAUGAUACAUAUAUGAAUAUAGUCCUCCGCUUCAUUUCUGAAUAGCCACUUCCCUGGGUAUAUGUGCCUGCCGACACUCAACAAUAUUAACAAUGGUUAUUUUGUGAAUCUCUAAUAGAAUAAUUUUCAUCUAAAAUCACUAGCAACCCGAAAUGAUCCUAGAUAGUCACAUCUACCUACUUUUUCUAGUGUCAAAAAAUUAUUUAAAUUACCAUUUGUCUAGGAAAUCUGAUGUUCCACUUUAAUAUACCAUACUUAAACGUUAUACUAUUUGGGAAUGUUGAACUUCUAUAGGGCCAUAAAUAGCUCUUUAGCCCCACAUAUACGUGACUGUUUUAAACUCUAAAAGAUUAUUACAAAUUAUAAUAACUCUGAAUUUUCUUAAGAGCCUGACUCUCUUGAAAUCAUCACAUAGGACAAAAAACCAGUAGACGAAUUAAUAUCAAAAGAUUGCAUACACCAAUUUUCCGAAUCUUAAACGGGGACUUGCAAUCUUAUAUAAUUAGAAUAAUAAUAUAGUAAAUGUAUCAGAAUAGAGAUUAAUUAGGGAUCAAUUUAAAGAAUCCUUAACACGAUUUUAAUUAUUAGUGUUUAAUGUGCCCUGUUUUAUAUUGCAUAUUGCAUAGUAUAUACACCUAUUAUUAGUCAUUUAAGUAGUAUGUAUGUUUGUGUAAUUUUAAGUACGUAUACGUCUUAUAUAAAUC
Molecule: messenger RNA, 5326 nt
Organism: Teleopsis dalmanni
Lineage: Eukaryota; Metazoa; Arthropoda; Insecta; Diptera; Diopsidae
Gene: Oatp74D
Product: solute carrier organic anion transporter family member 74D
Exons: 8
Coding region: 433-3090 (885 amino acids)
Biological process (GO): sodium-independent organic anion transport; transmembrane transport
Cellular component (GO): membrane
Molecular function (GO): protein binding
Source: RefSeq, a predicted model, not a curated record